This is a messenger RNA of Onychostruthus taczanowskii (white-rumped snowfinch), 496 nucleotides long. RefSeq names its product coiled-coil domain-containing protein 130-like. Gene Ontology annotation, biological process: mRNA splicing, via spliceosome. NCBI's taxonomy places the organism in Eukaryota, Metazoa, Chordata, Aves, Passeriformes, Passeridae. The record is from RefSeq and is a predicted model, not a curated record. The annotation marks the transcript as partial. Gene Ontology annotation, cellular component: post-mRNA release spliceosomal complex; U2-type spliceosomal complex. The transcript is spliced from 2 exons.
AGUAUGGACCAGUAUGGACCAGUAUGGACCAGUAUGGACCAGUGACCCCUGGGUAUGAGCCUAGUCCAUCCCAGUCCAUCCCAGUCCCUCCCAGUGCCCCCAGGGUGCUGUUCUGGGCGCAAGGAGGAGCGCUGGGAGCCCGCGGACUGCGGGCAGGUGCUGCCCUCAGCCCCGGAGCAGCAGCAGCGGCUGGCCGCGGACGCCAUGUUCCGCCUGGAGCACGGCGUGUCGGACCGGGGGGUCCUGGAGCGCGCGGCCCCCGCGCUGACGCGGCUGCAGGAGGCCCAGAGCGCCUGGAAGGACGACUUCGGCCUCAACAGCCGCCUCCGCAGGAGGUUCCGGGUCAGUGGGGCCCAAAUCCCCCGAAAACGCCCCGAAUACACCCAAAAACGCCCCAAAUACACCCAAAACCACCCCGAAUACACCCGAAAACGCCCCGAAUACACCCAAAAACACCCCAAAAUCCACCGAAAACACCCCAAAUACACCCAAAAAC